AGUUUCUCGGCCUUGAAUACAGAUAGUAGCACCCGACUGACACACCGGAUAGAAGAUAAAAACGUUGACAUGAUAGGGGCACGCCGCGGAAAGUUUUCCUCCCGUUUGGUCUCGCCAUUGAGUAGCAGCGGUCUGCAGCACGCCGCCGGGGCGUGAACUCAGCAGAAGGAGUUGCACCGCCGGGACUGCAGCCGGACGUCUGCGAGGAUGGAUUGCAUGGCAUUGGACGUCUCGGCCUGCUUGAUGCAGCGCUACGAGUUUGUAGACUUGAACUUGUCUAUCGCACAGCACAUCUACGCGGAUGUGGAGAAGCAUCGCGAUCGGUGGUUAUUCUUUUCUCGAACUCUCGGCUGUGGAGUCGACUGGCCGCCGGAGGUAGUCGUGCGUUUGACUGGUUUUCGUUUGUAGGAAUUUUGUUUUCCCCACUCCUUGGAUCUGUUUCUGUGCGAAAUCAAUGCUGCUCUAGAGGCCACUGGCCUACUGUUUAUGCACGUUCUUGCAGGUGAAAGACACGGUGCUGUGGGCUUGCAGUAAUCGUGACCGGUUUCUGAAGUUCCUCAGCAGCUGCAUUCACCCCGCUUUACUAGACAUUCGGUGUGAGAUGCUUCGACAAAAGCGUCUGAAGUCGGAGGGAAGACGAGCGGUAAGAACUACAUAUUUUUUCAUGCAUUUUUUCCCACUCGGCGUCAACGGUGAAAAACUCAAUUGCACAUUGAUGACUUUCGAGACCUAAACGCGAUUACGUAAGUGCGUUGUAUCAUUUCGAUAGGCUCGACGGUCCGCGCGGAUACGCAGUGCACGCCGGUAUUCCUCGCCGCUGCACCGAUUUGCGGACGCGUCUCUGACGCCGCGAGUCGACUUGUCUACAACUCCUGCUGCCGAGGUGAAACCCAACCGACCGCGAAGCGCAUCUACUGCGCAAACAGAGGAGGGGUUCCAGCACACACACCCGGUCCCGGGGGUGUUUUUCUUCUUGCCACCGGAAAAAGCGGCACCCGCCCCGGCGAAGAGCGGUGCCCGCACGGGCACCAAAGCAGCAGCGACCAGCCCAAAAGGAAAAACCUCGCCGAAGCCAAAAGCCGCGGUGAGCAGUCCUACGGCUUCGGCGGCGCAUCCAAGCGGCCGGGGGGGAAAUUCCCCGCCCCUGCUGAUCGGCGAGAUGUUCGGCGAAGGAACCGCGGCGAGUCCGCCGAUGAGCGUUGCGUCCAGCCGAUCGCAGGUCUCGCAACUAACGGGAAAGCGGAGUUAUUCCCGGGAGGUGGGUGGAGGAGCUGCUUCCUACCCCGCCCUCCGGACCUUGCCGCCGGGCGUCAACUCCGAAGGAGAGGCCAUUUUUCCGAGCGGAAUUGAGAGGUCCGUUGCAGGGAAGGCGGUGCUGAACGCGAUCGGCUUAAGUAGCGAGACGCCACCGGUGGUAGCAGGAGGGGGAAAUGCGGUCCCGGCGGCGGCGGCGGAGGCCAAAACCACCACCGACCCGGAGGCCGCAAAGCCGAAAGCGGCAAAGCCGGGAAAAAAGAGUGGCCCCGCGUUUGCGAGCGACUCUCGUCCCUCGCGCGAGGAGCGGCGCUUAGGGCGGUUGGCCGCGGAGCAAGCGGAGAAGGAGAAGCAGGUCCUGAACCGGCCGCCGAGCAAGGAAAUCGCUUCUAGAUCGCCUGCGUCUCCGGUUGCGACGUCUUUGUCUCCGAAGUCCGGCGACAGCGACGAUGCGCAUGUGCCGCAAAACAUCGAAAAGCGCAUCAUCACGCGUCAAGCGACCGCGUUGAUGGCGCUGGAGAAAGUGGAAGAGCCGGUCGUGGAGCCGCCGCCUCCUCCCCCGCCGCCUCCCCCGCCCGUGAGCACAGCUUGGGACAAACAGAAGUGGAUUCAGACGCAGUUUCUGCGCUCCAAUUUGUUCGACCGAGAUCGCGAUCAACCGAACUUAACGGCGCUGCGAAAGGAGGACCGGUGGAAGAUGGUGGACACUCUGCCACUGCCCAUCAACGUCCGUGUUCCGGGAGCGGGCGACGUACCAGAAGACUCGCGUGCCUCGAGUCUCGAGGUGAACCCACGGGGCAUGAGCACGGAAGAGGCGGAGUCGGACUCGUCCGCGCGCGCAGGCGGGGGACUGGAGGUACGUAAACUUCUUGAUUUUAGUCAGAAAAGACAUCAUCUUACUCUAAUGUUUUGAAGAUCGAUGACCGACGGUCAUGUCCAUUUGUUUCACAGUGCCAUUCUUAUCAAACAGCGACUAUCCGGCUCAUCGAUUCAGCGGACGGGCACACCCCCGCGACAGAGCAAGAUUGCGCACCACUUGGGCGUGGACGAAUUUCACCCGGACGUGCUAGAUAUGGAGCGCGAGGACCUGAUUAAGUACAUGCGACACAUGCAGCAGCACUCUGCGCAGCCCGGCAAGACCGCAGACACUUUCUCCCGGAAGAUGCGGGCGCUAAUCUCGAACCUGAACGUCAACGACAAGGACCGGAGAGCGGAUCUGCCAUCGCUGGAAGAACUUCUGGCCGCACAGAAAAAUCAAUCGGUAACAUCGUCGUCAGCAAACAAGGCAAGAGCCGUCUCAGUUCCGAGAACGAUAAACUCCCCGCGGACCAAUUUUCCGGCGCCGACCGCACUGAAGCUCGCACCGCCGCCCCCCUUGGCGGUUCCCGCACUUGCGGACCCGCCGGCAAUGUUCCGAAAUUUUUCCCCACCGCGAAGACGCGUGGAGGUGGAGAGGAGUGUUUCACCCGCAAAAACGGAUCAGCAAGCUCGCACGCCGAUACUAGAACAACGAGAGUUGCCGCGCGUGUCGUUACCGGCGCAGCAAUUCGAUCUGCGCUCUGGGCAUGCAGGCGUUCCGAAAACCUCGCUGUUCGGCUUCGCAGCAGGAGCGCGAGGCACGCCGCCAAGUGCGAAGAAAAACAUCUUUGACUUUCCAAGUGCGCCCCGAGCACCAUCCAGCGCCCUUGCGGUGCAAAGCUACACUGCAAACAGCGGGAGCAGCGGUUCGGGUGCAAAAGAGGCACAGAGGCAGUAUCUCCAGCUCGCUGGCAGAAACACCGCCGACAUUCUGGGAACAACCGAAGACGAUAAUAACUGCAACGUAGACCACAGCCCCGACCACGAGGCCAAGCGGAGAGAAGUCCCAAAUGCGCUCGAGAACCGCAGCGGCAGCCGCAUGCUUUUCUUCCCCGAGCCGUCGCCAACUUUCGGAAGUCGCGCAGCCGCCCUCGUUCGCGAGCUGCUAGGGCAGGAGCUCUACGGCGAAGCAGAUGUGUCUGCAGAGCUUCUCGAAUUUGCAGAAGAAGUAGCCGGGUGGAGUCCCAAGAAAGUGGAGGCCGUGAUGCAAACAGGCGACGAGCUGCAUAGCGCAACGAUUGCUACCGACACCAGCGCUGCUAGGGAGCGAAAACACAAUGAACAUCAAGCACCUCCGUGCCUCACACCAAGAUCAACUGUUUUGCCAACACUGAGCCAACCACAUGAACAAGGUGACAUCAAGCCCAUGCUGGACAAGAAGCUCCUGGGUCAAGACGCUUGCCUGGAGAUGAUGCGACUGAUGGGAGCACCGAGUGCAACCUUGCGCGAAGCGUCCUAUCGCGCGAAGUGGGAGGAAGAGAUGAACCAAGUUUGUGCUCCCGAACAGAGUGGUCACGAUGGAGAUGAUGCGAGAAAUCAGUACAUCCAGGCGGACACGGAGGACGACAGCGUAUUGGGGAAAAGAAACGAGAACAGUCAGCGAAGUGGUAGUUUCAGUGAAGAACGUGAAAUAAACGGCGUGGAGUCAGAGUACCAGCAGACGCUAGUCGGGAACACGGCUCUGUAUCCAGUGCCUGAACAAGAUGACAGCAGCGAGGACUGCUCGUCCGACGACGACGACGACGAAGAAGAAAAAACGAUCGAGGCGUCGCAGCGGAUUGGUGACAGCUCGAGCGCAGCAGCGGUGGAACCUCUACAAAGCUUUCUGUGUUCCAGCAGCAGCAGAGAAGCACUAGACCAGCAGGCGGAGCGCAACAACGCGCACGAAAACGGCACAUCUGGAUCGACAACGAGAAGAAGAGCAAUGAAGCACAGCAGGAGGGGAGCGGUAGUACCCUCCUCAUCCAACAACAGAAACCUCUUCACGUCUCUCCUGAAAGGCCCUGCUAGUCGGUGGUUCGGUGGGUCUUCAUCUGCUUCUCCCGCGAAAUCGUAUAACUCAUCGGGAGGUGACGACUCGGUCCGCACUGCCAGUCCUUUGGUGGAGGGACAGCAUUGCAUUCCGUGGCUGAGACCGAAAAAGAAGAACGACGCGGAUUUGCGUGGCUUGCCGUUGCUUUACUACGGCGAACCGGAAGAUGAUUCUUCUGAAGAGGAGAGCUCUAUUCCCGAUGAGAAGCAGCCGCUGGGACAAGCAAAACCGCCUCCGAUGAAGUACUACGCGGAACAAUACGAAUCUUCUUCCGAAUACGCACUCACUAGCGGGCUGUCUGCAACAGAAAGCGCGGCCGCCAGCGACCGAGCGGGCGGGAAUAACAGCGAGCCUCCCGUAGUAUUCUCCAACGAAAUACUAGCGCGGCGGUACGCAGCGGAGGGGGAACAAACUAACGCGGAGCCGACGAUAGAGUCCGGAGGAGGUCCACCUGUGUUUGCUCCGACCACCGCCGUGACAUCAACCAACAAGUCGCCCAUCCAGUAUUCAAACGCGUUGGUCCGCCCUGCAAGUUCCCCGAAGCCGACCAGUAUGGCGAGACGGAUCGGUAGCACGUCCUCCCCGCCAAGGACGCAAAGCCCGGACGGGAUUUCGCAGCGAACGCAGAAUGUCGCAGAGAUUCUGACGGCCUUGAAUCGCCUGAAGUGCGGUGUCUUAAACAUUCAACCGAUACGAAACGCGCCAACACUGACACGGCGGUUCGAAGAGACACCGGUCGGACCGCUUGCUGUGCCGCAGUUGAAAGCGGAAAAAGUGCCGCUUCCCACUCCGAACACCAACGCUUUAGGAGCGUUGCGGGCGCGCAAGACGCACAACCUGUUUACACACUUGCACGACACAAACUCGGUGAACAAUGCCGGGCAUCACCAGCAGCAGGAACAAAGUACUACAAGAAACAGCAAAGUUUCUGAGGUGUACGCGGAGUUCGCAUCCGAUGCUGAGUCGGAGCACAAAAGCUUUAAAGCAGCUCUGGCGGAAGAUCAUCACUCAAAAUCCAGAGACACCCACCGAGGCAGCACGCAGUCGUUGGCCGCGUUCUACGAGAAAUGGAUGUCGAAGGAGAGUCGUGAUUCGAAUGCCGCGGCGGAGAGAGAGAGGAUGGCAGUGUUGAAGCAGAAGGCCGAGUCCGCAAGGUUGGCGGCGCUCGCGCCCAGAGGACCACCUUCGAGGGGUCCGCUUUCCGCCGCGGGGUCGUCGCACCAUACUUCUACCCGGCAGCAACCCGCGGAACCUCGGGAGCACACGCCGAUGCGGGGUGGUUAUGUUGCCAGGGGACCGGUACGAAUCCCAGAAGGAGAAGUGCCGCACUUAGAGCCUUCUGUGCGACCGGCAGCUCCCGCGAUGGCAGACCACUACACUCCAAGAGUAGAACAAGAAGAAGAUGAAGAAGAAGAAACUUCACCAGUAGCAGCACCGAAAACGACAGACUUCGCAGCAGAAGCGCAGGCCUACGCAGAGGCGUUCGGCAACAAUAUCAAGCAGGCGCGUGCGAAUCUUGCCGUCGGACAAAACAUAAUAACUGGCGUCCAGUUGUCGCCUAUGAAGAAUUUGGCCGCAAUAAUUGCAGAAGAAGAGGAAAGCGAGCGCAAGGAGCGGAUACGAAGAGCGGAAAUGAAAAAACACAAUCAAGAGGAGAUCCGUGCGGCGUCCGUGGGCGGCUUCUCGCUUCGGCAGCCCGACGGGGACCGGGAUACUUCGGUUGAAAAAAACUUGAUCGAAAGGCCGAACUACUUCACGCCCGAUCUGGAAACCUCUUUCGCCGAACAGAACACCCUGUUCCAAAACGCGUUCAAAAAAGCAUUUUCUAUUGUCGCGAAGGGUGGAAAGCAGUACGUCCGCAAACCGGGCACGUCGCGCUACCUGUUUGGCGCCGAAGAGCCAAAACCUGCCUCGCCACCGGAAUCGCCCCCGGCAAAGGCGAAAGACCGCGUGUUUCGCGACCGCAGACGGUUGGAAAACACGGAAGAACACAAAAUGCUGCAGGCGAGGCUACGAGGAGAGUACGUACCACCGCAGGAGAGGAGUUAUUUGGUCCGCGGGAGCGACCAGACGGAAUCAUUGCUGUUUGUGCCGUCGCUGCGAACUGGCGGCGCAAGCGUCGUUGGAGGAUCACCGGCAAAGGCAGCGCCACCCUCCUCCCCGAGCUCGCCCGAAGACGGCGGUGGCGGGCUUGCGUCGCCGACACCGUACCAGUUUGCGCCGUGGCUGCAGAAGCUGCUCGAUAAGCGGAUUACGCCCAUGGGUACAGCGAAGGAGGAGAAGAAGGACGUAUAGAUUCUUUGGUUUUUUUUGUCGGCAUUGGAUGCACUUGUAUUCUCACUCUGAGGUUGACUGUUGUAAUUGCUGAAGAUGCCUUUGCCUGCUGUAUGUCUAAAACGCAUGAACUUCGCAGGAUGUUGACCGCCGGGCCUACGUGACGGUGAUAGACGACACCGCCCAACCUUCAACGACUCCUGAGCCGAUUCGCAGCUCCGCCGCCCAAGCAGCCCAGUUGCAGGAGCCGGAAAGUCCGACGUUGCCGCAGUCUGCGAUGCCCGUAGCCGUUCCGCCACCGGCCGAACCGGUCGUAAUUGUGAACAACGCGGACGAUGACGGUACUAUACCAAUUGUCGUCGACACAAUGCCGGUUUCUGCUCCCGACGGUCCUGUCGUGAAAAAGAAAGCAGCGACAAAAAAGAAAGCCAGCACGUCGACCAAGAAAGCGGCAUCGGAUCUCCAAUCGACGUCUCCCGCGGUAGCCGCAAAAAAAGCCGGAGCAAGUAGUAAAGCGGCGAGCGCAAAGUCCCCCGUGGCCGCCGCGAAGAAGGCAGGAACGCCGAAAGUCGCCGGAAAAUCUCCACCACCAGCGGUGAAAGGAAAAGCGAAAGCGAAGGUACGUAUCGAGGGCGAGCACAGCGCGGCGCCACCACCGGAAUUGCGGGUGCUGGAAGUCGGUGACGGGGUGGUUUUGGUGGAAGACGCGAAUCCAGCGAGCGAUGUACAAACCAGCCAAGCUGAAAAUAUGUGAGCGUGUACUUUGUAUGAUCAGAAUUUUUAGUACGUCAUCUUGAAGGAUUCUGCAGCAAUACAAGCAAUGAAACUACGAUUUGUAAAGUGUAUCAUCUCUGAGGACGAAGUUUCAAAUUCAAAUGUAGGAUGUUGCUACGAAAAUGAAAUUAAUGUUAGCUGUCGGAAACAGUUUCAGUUCUUUACCAAUGUUGAUCCUAGUUAGCACGGAAAGACUAUUCUACUGACUUUUACUUCUCACGUAUGUAGGUGGAAAAAUACACGUGGGGCUUCCUCCUGCCGUGAAGCAGUGCCCACGAAUCUAAUACUGUAUUCAAAAACUGAAUUAAUGUACUACCAGACGUAAUCGUGAUCGUUUCCCUCACAACGGGCAACCUCCAACACUGUAGAAUAAGUUUCUUGUCGCAGCCCGUGAGAUUGACAGAAUGUACUUUUCCUAGAUUCCAAAAGGUACAACUUUGGAAU
This is a messenger RNA of Amoebophrya sp. A120, 7636 nucleotides long. The record is from the annotation of a GenBank genome assembly. Lineage: Eukaryota; Dinophyceae; Syndiniales; Amoebophryaceae.